GGGAAGCGAGGCGCGCGCGAGACGUCGAGAGAAGCGAGCGCGAGACGACGGCGGUUUGCCGAGGGGCGGUUUCCCGCGAAAUUAUUUUCCCCUCUCUCCUGUUCCGCGGCCGUAAAUAGAAUUUAUAGUUCAUUAUUUCGUUACUAUUCGGUUCGAAAGCAAUCUCCCACGUUUCUCUCAUCCGAUUUACUAACGCGUCGAACGCAUGCCGUUAUAAGUAAUAUUUAGACAUUUUUAUUUAUUAUUUUUAAACAUAAUAUGGCCGCUAUUCGCUGACAAUGUUUGCCGGAAGGGAUUUAUAACAGCGAAGCCGAAAUAAUUUGUGAGUAAAUAGGAAGCAAAAUUUUGCCUCACGUUAACGACUCGAUAUAAAUAAGUUCUUAAUUCCGAUUUUUUGACGUGUUUGUAAUUUUGCUUCGAUUGUACGUAAUUUUUGUCUUUAUGAAUAGCGGAUGUAAAAAAAAUACAUUUAGUGGCUUCACUGUAAUUUAGCCUGUUUUGUAAAAUAUGUACAAUAAAUGUAAAUUAUAAACGUGCCGGUAAAAAUAGAUUUUUCUUCUGUCAAAGCAAUCGGUGCACGUAGAAAAACAACAUUUUACGCGAAGAAUCUCUCAAAAAAAAAAACAACCCGAAGAUUAAAACCAGCUCUACGCAAAAUAAAACUAGAGUGGCGGACAAAACGGCGAAGACAAAAACAUCGUGAAAAAUAAAAACAUUUUUUUGUGUUACAAAAUAAAAUAUCACAACAAGUAAAGCGGAGGAGAGGGUUCCUCCACCAUCUCUGACUGCAGUGGCUCCCCCCCCACCCACCACCACCACUCUGCCUCCUCGACUUCCCGGGUGCUGUUUUCGCCAUUUCCGCCCAGCCACAAGAGGGCCCAUCCACAUUCUUGUUUUUCCUCGCCGACAAACAUCGACAACACCUUCGAACGAGGCGUUCGACCACAGGGAAAAAGGCAAAAGCGACGGAGAGCGGCUUACCGCUGUAUGAGCUCGGGGGUGGCAAGAUGAUGUCGGCCACGGCCACAGCGGCGGAGAAGGUGGACGGCUUCAGCCGGCGCUCCCUGCGGAGGGCCGGCCGCGCUCGACGCUCGCAGGGAUCGUCGCAGUUUCGCACGAGAGCUCACCUCGAGCUUGCACCGCUGCCAGCGCUAGCGGACACCCCCGCGUCGGAGCAGGAGGAGCUAUUCUGCAAGAAGCUGCAGCAGUGCUGCGUCAUCUUCGACUUCCUGGACUCCGUGUCAGACCUCAAGGGCAAGGAAAUUAAGCGCGCUGCGCUUAACGAGCUGGUGGACUACAUCACGGCAGGGCGUGGGGUGCUCACAGAGUCCGUCUACCCGGAUAUCAUCCGCAUGGUGGCGUACAACAUCUUCAGAACCCUGCCGCCAAGUGAGAAUCCAGAGUUUGACCCGGAGGAGGAUGAACCUACACUGGAGGCGUCCUGGCCUCACUUGCAGAUCGUCUAUGAAUUUUUUCUAAGGUUUUUGGAACAGCAGGAAUUCCAACCCAGCAUUGCCAAGAAAUACAUAGACCAGAAGUUUGUACUGCAGUUGCUGGAGCUGUUUGACAGUGAGGACCCGCGUGAGCGGGAUUUCCUCAAGACGGUCCUGCACAGGAUCUAUGGAAAGUUUUUGGGCCUUCGGGCCUUCAUCCGCAAGCAGAUCAACAACAUUUUCUUACGGUACAUAUAUGAAACGGAGCGGUUCAAUGGCGUGGGAGAAAUGCUGGAGAUUUUGGGAAGCAUAAUCAAUGGAUUUGCUCUGCCGCUUAAGGCCGAGCACAAGCAGUUUCUGGUGCGGGUCCUUCUCCCACUACACACCGCCAGGGGCCUCUCCCUCUUCCAUGCCCAGUUGGCGUACUGCGUGGUGCAGUUUUUGGAGAAAGAUGCCACCCUCACCGAGAUUGUUGUGAGGGGACUGUUGAAGUACUGGCCAAAGACCUGCAGCCAGAAGGAGGUGAUGUUUCUGGGCGAGGUGGAGGAGGUCCUGGACGUUAUUGAGCCGACGCAGUUCGUGAAGAUCCAGGAGCCGCUUUUCAAGCAGAUAUCUCGCUGUGUGGCUAGCCCACAUUUCCAAGUGGCGGAGCGCGCCCUUUACUACUGGAACAACGAGUACAUCCUGAGUCUCAUCGAGGAGAACUCCAACGUCAUCCUUCCCAUCAUGUUUGGCAACCUGUACAAGAUGUCCAAAGAGCACUGGAACCAGACGAUCUUAGGUUUGAUUUUCAACGUGAUGAAGACUAUGAUGGACAUGAACUGCGAACUGUUUGGCGAACUGACGGCGUCCUACAACAACGAGCGGCAGCGGUGCGUGCUCCCUAAUGCUGAUCGCGGGAUGGAUGGAUACGUUAAAGACUGAAGCUAGUGCGUCCUAAUGUUGGUCACAUUAAAACCUAUAGUGAAAAGAAAAAGGAAGAGGAGAGGGAGGAGUUGUGGAAGAAGUUGGAGGAUCUUGAACUGAAGAAUUCUCAAAACAAUAUCCUGGUCAAGUAAUGGUUUGUUAUUUUUCAUGCAAAUUUCCGUGAUUUAGUUUCAGCUGAAAUACAUUUGCAGAAUUCUCUCUUGUGUGAAGCAGUCGACUAUUAAAGCCUCUUAAAAGUUUCAAGAGGAAGUGAAGAUGUUGACCGUGAAUGAUGUCAAAUACUGAAGAAUAUUCUCUUCUCAGCUUUAAAGACAGCAGUAUAAAGCCGCACAUGUUCAACGCAGACAAGGAGCAGCAUCACCAAACAGAGAAGACUACUGCAAAUCACCACUCCUAACGGUAGCAACGAUAAUAUUGGUUUACAUUUAAUCUUUUAAAAAAGUUCAAACAAAUAUAAACAACCUAAAACAGAAAAUGAAGGAAUCUUGCUAAAAAUGUUUCUGAGAAACCCAUGUAAAAAAAACCCUGAACGCAGUAACCAUCUGUUUCAAAAGAAGCCGCCACCAUGUUUUACGUUUACAGGAUUCAUGGGACUUGUGCUUGCAAAUGCGUUUGCCGUGUGGACUAAGGAAUCGAGCAAAACUUUUACAAAAUGCGCGUGUCGCUGUAGAGUCACAAGCCUCUACGUGUUCGCUACUGGGGCAAUUCUUCAAAUGGACACAGAUAUAUAUAAAAUAAGAUUAUACACACAAAAGCUACAACUACUGCAUUGACACAAUUUGUGGAGCGCGUGAAUGUUGCUCGUAUGUGCGUGGACCCCUGAAACGAUGGUGACUACUGCUUAUGUAUAUGUUACAGAGGUUACAAAUGAAACCCAGUUGAGAUAUGUUUGAGAGAUGAUUCGAAUACAAUAUAUAAAUAUAUAAAAUUAUGUUUUGAGCACUGAGGAUCUUAAGUGACCGGAGUUUUGAAUCAUUCCGUGGGUGUUCUGUAAGUUCUGCUAAUGCAUCGUCCGUCUGCUGUACUAAUUAAACGUUAGGGCUUAUAAAGCCAGUGAGCAGUAUUUAACACACAGUAGUAACAAAUUUAAACCUUAAAGUGCGCUUUUUCUCCGAGUACAAUCAUAGGCGUGAAAUGUGUGGGAUGGAGCGCGUUGUUGGCCACCCUCUAGAUCUAUUAACUAUUAAUAUUAUUACUAAUGAAUGUAAAAAAAGAGCUUGUGUGUGUGCACAGUGAUCACUGUUAAGGUAUUUCUAUAUUACCUAAUGAAAUUGCAUACUUCAGCCAGAUGACAUUGUAUAUUAUAAUAAACACUGUAGUUUUUGUUUAUAGGCAUUUUAAAAUGUAUAAUGCUCAUGCUCCUUUUUUCUGUUGCAGUUUGAAGGUGCGUUAUUUGUUUUUAUUUAGUUUCCAUUUAAUUAAAUUAACAACUUUUUGGUUAACUUAAAGCACGGUGACUCGGCUUAUUUUUUGGCAGCUUUUGAGUAUGCUUUACUCCCAAGUUGCUGACGUCACGGAUAGGUUUAUUUAUUUUGAGAUGUAUGUUUAUGGCAAAGCGAAUUAAGGAAUGUUUGAGCUGAAGUGAAGACACUUUGUUAACGCACUGACUAACCAGGGGUUCCUGUGCUUCUGUUUGUAUGGCAACCGGGUUAUAAUUGAACAUUUCUCAAAUCUCCGUCACGAUAAAAGAUUCAACACCA
This is a messenger RNA of Lethenteron reissneri (Far Eastern brook lamprey), 4060 nucleotides long. Its product is annotated as serine/threonine-protein phosphatase 2A 56 kDa regulatory subunit alpha isoform-like. Gene Ontology annotation, molecular function: protein phosphatase activator activity. Gene Ontology annotation, biological process: signal transduction; protein dephosphorylation. NCBI's taxonomy places the organism in Eukaryota, Metazoa, Chordata, Hyperoartia, Petromyzontiformes, Petromyzontidae. The record is from RefSeq and is a predicted model, not a curated record. Gene Ontology annotation, cellular component: nucleus; protein phosphatase type 2A complex; cytosol.